This is a messenger RNA of Aphanomyces astaci, 273 nucleotides long. RefSeq lists its product as hypothetical. The transcript has a single exon. Lineage: Eukaryota; Oomycota; Saprolegniomycetes; Saprolegniales; Verrucalvaceae. The record is from RefSeq and is a predicted model, not a curated record. The coding region runs from base 1 to 273 and encodes 90 amino acids.
AUGGCUGAGAACAUGACUCGAGCAGCCGAGGCACAUGAACUCCAUCGACAAGGUGUAUUCAAUGAAGCUCUAACGUACCUUCGAGACGGGCUCGCUCGGGAACUUGAAGUGGCCCGUGCGCAAAUGACGAAUGAAGCAAACGAGGCAUUCCACGUCGAGGUGAAGAAGAACGAGAAUGAAUGGACCUCCCGGAUGCAGGACCUUCAAGAACGGUUGACGUCGGAAUGGGAAAGCCAGAAGGCGCUUAUCCUCCGGGAAAGGAUUCUCAGGUAG